Messenger RNA from Trichoplax adhaerens, 939 nucleotides. RefSeq lists its product as uncharacterized. The record is from RefSeq and is a predicted model, not a curated record. Gene Ontology annotation, cellular component: cytosol; nucleus. Gene Ontology annotation, biological process: protein deubiquitination; endoplasmic reticulum unfolded protein response. Gene Ontology annotation, molecular function: cysteine-type deubiquitinase activity. NCBI's taxonomy places the organism in Eukaryota, Metazoa, Placozoa, Uniplacotomia, Trichoplacea, Trichoplacidae. The transcript has 6 exons. The coding region runs from base 1 to 939 and encodes 312 amino acids.
AUGCAUGUACAGAGGCUUAGGUGCUUGUCCAAAGGUGGAUCACACAAUAUUAACACUUUACGGGACAAUAAUACUGUGGCCGAUUUAUGUAAUCACAUCUAUAAAAUAACAGGAAUAAUGGCCCAGGAUCAAAAAAUUCUUUAUGGGUAUCCUAGAGAGCAAUUAGACCUAUCAAGACCUGAGCAAUUACUCAAGACGUUACCCAUCUCCAGUGGUGAUAGGAUAUAUAUUGAAUUCCAACAAAAUACAACUCCACCAAGAAAUGAAAAUUCUACCGAUCAAAGUAAGAAGCCUCCUAGUUAUAGUCAGAGAAGAAAUGUUAACAUCAUUCCUCGUUAUAUCUUGAUAAGGCAAGUUCCUGCAGAUAAUUCGUGCCUCUUUAGCAGUAUCAGCUAUUUAUUAACAAGUAACCUGCAGACAGUCGAAGAAUUACGCUCACUAAUUUCCGAAGUUGUACAACGCUAUCCCAAGCUUUACACGGAAGCAUUUCUCGGUGUAGAACCCUCCGAGUAUUCCAGAUGGAUUAUGCUCUCAACAUCAUGGGGAGGAGGAAUUGAGAUUGCGAUAUUAAGCGAGCAUUUCCAAGUAGAAAUAUGCGUAGUAGAUACCGUUAAUAUCAGGAUCGAUAGAUUCGGAGAAGACAAAAAUUACCAGCAUCGAAUUUUCCUAAUUUAUGACGGUUCACACUAUGAUUCACUUGAGCUUGUUGACAUGGCCAAUCCUAAUACCUCGGCAAAACAAAAAUUUUCAACAAACGACGACAAUCUGAUACCAUUAGCACUGGAAUUAGCCAACGAAGUCAAAUUGAAUCGUCAAAACACGUAUGCUGGCAAUUACGCCUUAAGGUGUUCCUACUGUUAUAAGCAAUUAACUGGCGUAUACGAUGCUCAACAACAUACAAAGCUUACUGGUCAUACUAAUUUUGAAGAGUAUGAAUAG